AUGCGCGCCUACGUAUUGGAUGGUGGGUAUAUGCGCCUCUAUUACCUCUUCGUACCUGAACUGGCGGUAGAUACGCUUUCCCUACCUUCUGUGCCGCAAGAGAUGGAAGCCGAGCGAGUCUCGGAGUUCGCCGCGCACACUGUACCUGCUCAGCAUACCGCGGUCCCCGCCACGCCAUUCGUUCCUUGCGACGCGACUCCAAGCCCUCCACGAGCACCCAAAAAGCGACGCGUCGAAGAUUUUCAAGACGUAGACUCUCCGUUACAUCCCGUCCGCCCGCGUAAGCGAGCGCGCGUGGAUGAUGAAGAGACUCGCGAGCAGUCUCCCAUGACGCCAGCGCGUCCGACGUCAGAGGGAAGAGGGGCGGGCCGCCCGCGGGAUUCGGAAGACUCGACCUUCUCGCUCGACAGCGUUCUCGGCUUUGGUACCCCUUCGGAGGCCUCGCCAGCGGAUAAGGAGGUGGUUCGCAGGCCUAAGUCGGUCGACCUUAGCAAGCUUGCGAGGCGCGCUGGGCGGGCGUCGGGUCGCCUCGCGCGCACGGUUUUCUCGCCAUUCAGGUUUGCCUCAAGCAAGCCCGAGAGUGGUGACCGCAACGACCUGCGCGCUCCGAGAUGCUCUUCUCCUGUGUCACUGGAUCAACGCGAAUACAGUCAAAGGUCACCAGAGGCGGCAAUGGCGACGCCGCCACCAGCGUCAAUCGCCUCGAACCCAGCAACUCCGGAACGUCUCGGCCUCCAUCUCGUCGCUUCCGCGCAGACGUCGCCACAAACAGAUUCAUCCAGGUUCGAUGAUGUCCAGUCGACAGCGCCCGCGCCCGCCUGGACCUCCCCUGUGCAAACCCGUGCUGUGUCUAGGUUUCCGCGCGACGUUGAGGGUGUGCUCGCUGCACUGGAAGAUGUCUCCAUCCGCGAUGUGUGCGCCCAUGAGCACGGGAAGAUGCAUCGAGGUUCCAUGCUUACUCUGGGAAUGCGCGCGGGCGUCAGGCUUUGA
Molecule: messenger RNA, 990 nt
Organism: Peniophora sp. CBMAI 1063
Lineage: Eukaryota; Fungi; Basidiomycota; Agaricomycetes; Russulales; Peniophoraceae
Source: the annotation of a GenBank genome assembly